Molecule: messenger RNA, 1651 nt
Organism: Ictalurus furcatus (blue catfish)
Lineage: Eukaryota; Metazoa; Chordata; Actinopteri; Siluriformes; Ictaluridae
Gene: yipf4
Product: Yip1 domain family, member 4
Exons: 6
Coding region: 216-929 (237 amino acids)
Biological process (GO): endoplasmic reticulum to Golgi vesicle-mediated transport; vesicle fusion with Golgi apparatus
Cellular component (GO): membrane; trans-Golgi network
Source: RefSeq, a predicted model, not a curated record
CUCCACUUCCGGUUCCGUACUUCCUGCUUCCUGUUGACUCUGGGAGUUGACGCUCUGCAGUUACACCGUGUCCACAGCGUAAUAACGUGGCAAUGAUCUGAAAUAUUAUCUGAAUUAUUUGACUGUGUGGAUUAUUUCCUCACAGAGCGCCGCCAUUUCUCACACGUUAUCUGAUUCAGUUAUAAAGUUAUCGAGGCGUGAAGACGGAGUCCGACAUGCAGUUUUCUCCGAGCAACGGAGAUUUUACCUUCGUCUCCUCCACCGGGGCGGAAGAGCUGAGUGGGACGAUCGAUGCCCCGGACAUUAAGCUGAACAUGGGCAGUGAUCACAGCCGGGACGCCUACGCCGCUAACUUCCUGCGGCAGAGAGGAUACGGUUGGCUGCUGGAGGUGGAGGAGGACGAGGCUGAGGAGACCAAACCUUUACUGGAGGAGCUGGACAUCGACCUGAAGGACAUUUACUAUAAGAUCCGGUGUGUGUUGAUGCCCAUGCCAUCUCUGGGCUUUAACAGACAGGUGGUCAGAGAUAACCCUGACUUCUGGGGACCGCUGGCCGUCGUGCUGCUCUUCUCCAUGAUCUCCAUCUACGGGCAGUUCCGCGUGGUGUCUUGGAUAAUCACCAUUUGGAUAUUUGGGUCGUUGAUGAUCUUCCUGCUGGCCCGAGUGCUGGGUGGAGAGGUUUCUUACGGUCAGGUGCUGGGUGUGAUCGGAUACUCGCUGCUCCCUCUCAUCGUCAUCGCGCCCUUACUGCUGUUCACUGGAGCAUUCGAAAUCGUCUCUACGCUCGUGAAGCUGUGCGGUGUGUUCUGGGCGGCGUAUAGCGCUGCGUCGCUGCUCGUCAGUGAUGAGUUCAAAACAAAGAAGCCUCUCCUCAUCUACCCCAUCUUCCUGUUGUACAUCUACUUCCUGUCCCUGUACACCGGCGUCUGAUCGGCCGACGCGACUCCGUCGGCACUUUGCUUGGACACUGACUCAGACAGACGCUACGGGAUGGGGCGGAGUGGGACAGGGCGGGGUGGAGUGGGACAGGGCGGGGCACGGGUCACAUGAUGCAGACGACGGAGCAUGGAUUUUCAUUUUUCUUUUCUUUUUUUUGUCCUUUAUCGUGUACAAAGUUACUGUAUUUAAUGCACCUGAUUCUCUUUAGCGUUUAUCCGGCACUCGGACGACGCCGGGGUUCUGCUCGCUCCGGCGCUCGUUAUUCUGUGUCUGGAACAGAAGUCUGUCAUUUAUCCCUGUCCUUCAUUAAAAACAGACACAAGCCCUUAUUUCUGUCACGUAUGGAGGUUUCUGGGAGGAAGAAUUUCAUUUACAGUUAAACCGGUCUCUGCUGAUCUCUUUUUGUAGAAAGAGGAAAUGUGUGUGAAGAAAGCGUGCCUGCGGGGGGGGGGGGGGUUUAUACAGCCGUGGUUUAUUUUAUCAGACUGUAAACGUAGCCAAAACAGGUGACUUGUAAAAUAACUCUAUAACCACAGACUUUAUAUUCAGCAGAUUUACGGAAAAAAACACGGCAGGAUUUUCGUUUAAAAAAAUCCACGACAUUGUGACGUUCAUGUACAGCUCAUUAUUACAAUUAAAACACAUUUAUGUCUCAUCAUUCAAUCUUGUGUUUUAAAUUUCAUAAUAUUGUUUAAAUCAAAACAAAAACACAA